UCUCUCUCUAGACAUAACAACACACUCCUAAAACUUCUCCCCUCCACAACACCCCAACCACUCCAACUUCAUUUUGUUCAUACUUAGCAUUUGUUUCACAUCCAAAAAUCUGCUUCCUCUCCUCUACAACAUCCUGUGUGAGGAAGCAAGCCCUUCUCCCCGGGAGCACCUCUUUCUCUCUCCCUCCCUAACCAUGGAUUUCCCUUUAAUUUUCAUUCUAUUCCUUUUAUCUCUCUCAUAUGUUGCUCGUUCCCAGGCACCAGUCGGUCCACAAGCCCCGGCACCGGUAUUAGGUCCACAAGGCCCGGUCGUGCCCGGUACACCGGCAGUCGCGCCGGUUGCGCCUGGUUCACCAGCCCUGCUCUCCCUUGAUUACUAUGCAAAAACAUGUCCUAAGUUCGAACAAAUAGUAACUGAACAAAUCACCACCAAGCAAAGCACCAACCCUUCCACCGCCGCAGCCAUCCUCCGCGUGUUCUUCCACGACUGCAUUGUCGAUGGGUGUGAUGCCUCCAUCCUAGUUGGUUCUACUCACACCAACAAGGCCGAGAGAGACGCUGAAAUGAACGAGUCCCUUGCUGGGGAUGCUUUCGACAUAGUCACCCGCAUCAAGACCGCUCUUGAACUCGCAUGCCCCGGGAUUGUCUCCUGUGCUGAUAUCCUCGCAAUGGCAACUCGUAACCUCGUCAAGAUGGUCGGUGGUCCAUUCUACAACGUCCUAUUAGGUCGAAAGGACAGCCUCGUGUCGGAAGCUUCACGUGUCGAACCAAACCUAUCUAAGGCAAACCAUUCCAUGGAUGAAAUGAUCAAGAGAUUCGGUGGCAAGGGCUUCAGCGUCGAAGAAAUGGUGACACUAGUAGGUGGUGGACACACCAUCGGCUUCGCCCACUGUAAGGAAUUCAGCAACAGGAUCUUUAACUUCAGCCAGACGUCGGAAGUUGACCCGGGCCUCAACCGUAACUUCGCUGACCAGUUAAGAAACACUUGCCGUGGGUACGAGAAAAAUCCAGCCAUGUGCGCUUUCCUCGACCCUAUGUCACCGAGCACGUUCGAUAACAAUAUCUUCAAGAACUUGCUUAAAGGCGGAGGGGUUCUAGCUUCAGACCACUUGCUUUUUACCGAUCCAAGGACAAAGCCGCUGGUGGAACGAUACGCUGCCGACCAGCAUGCAUUCUUCCAAGCAUUUACCAAGGCAAUUGAGAAGGUUAGUCUCUUGGGAGUGAAGACUGGUAAUGAUGGAGAGGUGAGGCACAGAUGUGAUAAGUUCAAUAGCAAAUAAGACACUGAAUGUAAUACGGUUUCAAAGACCAUGGAUAUGGAUAUGGAUAUGGAUAUGUUAGGAGAGAGAGAGAACUUUAAUUUUGUAAUAUUUGUUUUCAAUCUUCUGGUGGAGAGAUGAUUCCACUGAGUUAUUCAUCUAA
Messenger RNA from Cornus florida, 1421 nucleotides. Its product is annotated as peroxidase 41-like. The record is from RefSeq and is a predicted model, not a curated record. Lineage: Eukaryota; Viridiplantae; Streptophyta; Magnoliopsida; Cornales; Cornaceae. Bases 194 to 1279 code for a protein of 361 amino acids. The transcript has a single exon. Gene Ontology annotation, molecular function: heme binding; peroxidase activity. Gene Ontology annotation, biological process: response to oxidative stress; hydrogen peroxide catabolic process.